This is a messenger RNA of Cornus florida, 1071 nucleotides long. Its product is annotated as early nodule-specific protein 2-like. The transcript has 4 exons. Bases 1 to 1071 code for a protein of 356 amino acids. The record is from RefSeq and is a predicted model, not a curated record. Lineage: Eukaryota; Viridiplantae; Streptophyta; Magnoliopsida; Cornales; Cornaceae.
AUGUCCUUCGACCUAGCCCUUGUCCUCACUCCGACUGGAGGGAGAUUUGCUUCCCUACCACGUGCCUCCUCCUCUUGGGUAUUAGUCACAUCUGAUAGCUCUGCUAUAACUUCUUCCAAACAAGGUGUGACGCCUCACGACCUUAGCUCUGAUACCAACUGUGACGGACUUGAACCUUUCCAAGCUCACGUCAACUAUUCUUACUCCCUGUCUCCGCUCCAAAUGAGAACUACAGAAAAAUUCACUAAGGCUAGUCUUCAUACAUCUCUCCACACCAAGUCUACCGAAUUGAAGGAAUUCGAGCCUGCUGGUACCUCCCCUCCCCCGGCUUACAUCCCGGUGUACAUGGACAGUCGGAACUUGUUGAAUUUGUUACAGGAACACUGCAAAGACAUUUUAUGCUGCAAGCAUAUUUUUAUGAGAUUUGGUGAACUUCAUCCUGAUGUGAAUCUUAGCAAGGGAGACGAAGAUCCCGAACCAAGCAGAUUUGAGCCAGAUACCAAACCUGCACCAGAAUCUGAGCCAUCACCUCAGUUCUAUGAUGAAGUUAACACCCAUCAUUCCGCGAACAUUCCACCAUCACCUCCAUCAAAUAUUCUGCCAUCACCCCCUCUUUACCGUACUACCAGUUAUACUUCCCAGCAUUUUCAUCCACCUCCUUCAAGCAACAAAUCAGAGAAUUCUACUUAUUUGCAGCCACAUCACCAUCAACCCUACCCGCAAGAGCCUCAACAGCAUUUGCCUCAAAAUUAUCCGUCCCAAGAGCCUCAACAGCAUUUGCCUCAAAAUUAUCCGUCUCAUGAGAUUCCCUCGUACUCAUAUCUCAAUUUCCAAUCUUACCCUAGUUUUAGGGAGAGUAACCUCCCAGCAGCACCAUCUCAUUAUCCUUCCUAUCAUCAGGGCUCCGAUGCUUCCUACUCUACCUCAUCGGCUACUCAGCCGAACUACCAAGCAGCUGCUCAGUACAAUUCAGGCAACAGAAACGGGACUGUUUCAGAAGCCGUACCAACUUCUGCACAAACAUAUCAAUAUGACAGCAAUUACCAGCCACCAGCUGAGAAAAUGCAGUAG